AUGGAAUAUCAAUCCAGCGGUCGUGGAUGCUUCAACUGUGGCGAAUCCUCUCAUCAGGCACGAGAUUGCCCCAAGAAGGGAACUCCCACAUGUUACAACUGCGGUGGACAGGGACACGUCAGUGAGUUUUUGACAUUACACUCGGAGAGCAGAUGUAGACGUCAAGGGGGAAGAGAGGCUUUGGAGAGAGCAGGAGAGUGUGGAAGCGAAGCGCAAAGAAAAAAGGAAGGAUUCGUUAUGUGUUUUAUUCUCUCUGUAGCUGACUCCCUUUCUUUUUCUUGUCUAGGUCGUGAGUGUACCCAACCUCCAAAGGAGAAGUCCUGCUACCGAUGUGGUAUGACCGGCCAUAUCUCUCGUGAAUGUCCAUCCAGCGGCUCUGGAGAUAAUAACUACUCCGGCGGCUACUCCGGCGGCUCCGGCGGCCAGGAAUGCUAUAAGUGUGGUCAGGUCGGCCACAUUGCCCGUAACUGCAGUCAGCAGGGCGGCUCCGGAUACGGCGGCGGUUACGGCAACAGCGGCAGCGGCUCGUACAGCGGCGGCUACGGUGGCCGCUCGCAGACCUGCUACUCAUGCGGCGGCUACGGCCACAUGGCCCGUGGCUGCACACAGGGACAGAAGUGCUACAACUGCGGUGAAGUUGGCCACGUCUCGAGAGAUUGCCCAACUGAGGCCAAGGGUGAACGUGUCUGCUAUAAGUGCAAGCAGGCCGGUCAUGUCCAGGCCGCUUGUCCUAACUAA
Trichophyton rubrum CBS 118892 is the source of this 738-nucleotide messenger RNA. RefSeq lists its product as uncharacterized. The record is from RefSeq and is a predicted model, not a curated record. The coding region runs from base 1 to 738 and encodes 245 amino acids. Gene Ontology annotation, biological process: positive regulation of cytoplasmic translation. Gene Ontology annotation, molecular function: mRNA binding; translation regulator activity; single-stranded RNA binding. The transcript is spliced from 6 exons. Lineage: Eukaryota; Fungi; Ascomycota; Eurotiomycetes; Onygenales; Arthrodermataceae. Gene Ontology annotation, cellular component: cytoplasm.